AUGCGUUUCAUACCAUGUCUCCUUCUCCCUGCAGUUUCCCAAGCCAGACCCCCACCAAAUCAAAAGAAGGGUAUGUACUGCUACGUCAAAGUGUGUGUGUUAUUGAUAAAUGUUGUUAAAUGGGAAUAUAUGAACUAAUGCAUAUUGUGAUCCUGUUUCAUUGCAGGCUCUAGGACCCCCAUUGUCAUCAUUCCAGCGGCUACCACAUCCCUCAUCACCAUGCUCAAUGCCAAGGACCUCCUGCAGGACCUCAAGUAAGUAGGCUGGUGUGAGAGAGAGAGUCUAUAGGAAAAACUUGGAUAAAUCCUAUUGGUGUUCAGCCCUGGUAAGUCAUCAUAUCAAUACACGCACAGUAUUUAUGCUACUCUGUUUGUGGGGGUGGGUGUCGGUCAUUAUCAAUCAUUGAAUUGUCUUCUGCUUUGUACAAAUACAUCAAACAUAAAGUGCUAAAUAGGAAGCAGGUGAUUGACUGAGCAAAACCCUAUCCGUUGAAACGUGCACAUGUAUUUGUCUAAAGUGGUAAAAGUUUAAUUAAUAAGGUACAUGACCUCAAGUUGAGUUUUAUCCAAGACAAAUUCACAUUCUUAUUUGAUUUAUAACAAUACUUCACGAGUGAAGCUUACAAAAUGAAACACUGCCAUUGUUCGCCACCUCCACACCUCACAAAGGUGAAUUACACCGGCGUGUUCAUUGAAGGUGCGUACAUAAAUACACACAGACUUCACAUGAGUGGAGUAAUUGCUAUUUUGCAGUUUAAUUGGCGUCAUAAAUCACUGGAUGUCAUAAGAUGGUGGCGGCUCCGGCUGUGUGGAUGAGCAGCAUGGUGGUGUAGGGAGAGAGCACUGACGGCAGAACACAGGGUCUAUGUGGAUGAGCAGCAUGGUGGUGUAGGGAGAGAGCACUGACGGCAGAACACAGGGUCUAUGUGGAUGAGCAGCAUGGUGGUGUAGGGAGAGCACUGACGGCAGAACACAGGGUCUAUGUGGAUGAGCAGCAUGGUGGUGUAGGGAGAGAGCACUGACGGCAGAACACAGGGUCUAUGUGGAUGAGCAGCAUGGUGGUGUAGGGAGAGAGCACUGACGGCAGAACACAGGGUCUAUGUGGAUGAGCAGCAUGGUGGUGUAGGGAAAGAUUUAACCAGGGAGAGCACUGACGGCAGAACACAGGGUCUAGCUACCCACCCCCUGCUCUGCUCUGUGAACACAUGACCGCUCCUUUAAAACGCCCCCUGCUCUGUGAACACAUGACCGCUCCUUAGAAACACCCCCUGCUCUGUGAACACAUGACCGCUCCUUAGAAACGCCCCCUGCUCUGUGAACACAUGACCGCUCAUUAGAAACGCCCCCUGCUCUGUGAACACAUGACCGCUCCUUUAAAACGCCCCCUGCUCUGUGAACACAUGACCGCUCCUUAGAAACACCCCCUGCUCUGUGAACACAUGACCGCUCCUUAGAAACGCCCCCUGCUCUGUGGACACAUGACUGCUCAUUAGAAACGCCCCCUGCUCUGUGAACACAUGACCGCUCCUUAGAAACGCCCCCUGCUCUGUGAACACAUGACCGCUCCUUAGAAACGCCCCCUGCUCUGUGAACACAUGACCGCUCCUUAGAAACCCUCCCUGCUCUGUGAACACAUGACUGCUCCUUUAAAACGCCCCCUGCUCUGUGAACACAUGACCGCUCAUUAGAAACGUCCCCUGCUCUGUGAACACAUGACAGCUCCUUAUAAACGCCCCCCUGCUUUGCGAACACAUGACAGCUCCUUAGAAACAUUGCUACCAUAGCUGCACAUAGCUAUUGGCUACUAAGCCAGCCUGUUGCCUGAGGUCAUAGUGUCUUAAAAACAGGGUUGUUUUUAUUAGGGAUCUUGUUUAAUGAGCACUUGUUAAUGGCCUUAUCGUCCAAGAGAAUAAACAUAAGGAGGUCAAGAAACUGGUUCUCCUAAACGAAAGAGCAGGAUCUGCACAUUUGGUCAAGAAUAACUUACGGACAUUUUUGAUACAUUAAAUACUAGGUCUACGAAUGGCCAGGGCACUCACGGUACGUCUUAUUUUGUGUAUGGAGAGGCUAGCGUGCUAGCAGCUGCCAAGUUUCAAAACAGGCAAAAAACUGAAACAACCCUACGGGGGAUGUAUUUUUGUUGUUUUGUUAUGUAGGCUAUAGAUUUAGUGUGACUGGGAAAAGAUAGGACUUGUUUUUUUUUGUUAGCAUGCUAGGGAGACAACGGAGGGCUUUAAAGGUAGAGGCUGGAACGAAUGACGGCCAAGUGGAAACCAUUCAGACUGGGCUAUAAAUAAAAUAAGUGCUGGAAAUGAGUAAUAAGACUUCAUUAUUUGGGACAUUUAGUAACUUGAUCUUAUAAUCACACCCAAGUCGGCAACAUUUGUCCUCAAGAGACCACUACUACCAAUUCUUCAUAUGUAUAAAAUAAAUUCCAAAAACACUUUACUUCAUUAUUAGAAUUAAAAUGCCUUUGAGAUUUGCAUAUAUCCAUAAAGCUAUAGGUCACCUUCAUCAUCCCAAAAGAGACUUCUUUUUAGCUUUGCCCCCCUUUCUGAAGAACAGUUGAUAACAGUAAUGCAUCCUUGAACUUGGUUAUACAUGCGUCAGGGAUUAGAUUUCUCAGGAAUCAGUAAUUGCUGCUUUCCGACAUCCUCUCAUACUGCAUUGAUAUUGACCAAAUCCUAAAGAUGUGCAUAUCUCCCAUUGACAUAAGGCGAUUUUGAUUUUGACCAACACACAAACCAACCCUUUUUAAAUUUCUUUUUUUUUUAAAUCUCCAUUUUUACCUUUGUCUGUCAGGUUUGUGACCUCAGAGGAGAAGAAGAAGCAGGGCAUCCAGCGGGACAACGAGGUGCUGCUCCAGAGACGUAAGGACCAGAUCCAGCCCGGGGGGGCAACGCUCAGCGUCACCGUGCCCUACAGGGUCAUCGACCAGCCCCUCAAACUAGCGCCGCAGGACUGGUGAGUCACCACCACCGGACAUAUUUGUAAUCUUCCAUACAUAUGUUCCACUCUAUAUCAUCGAACAGCCCCGAGUCACCAUUCAUUAUUGUCCAUACAUACAUUUUACUCAGUAGGAGUCACCAGGACUGUACAUGACUACACAGGGCUCUAAAUUAACAUGUUUCAUUAGUAGCACUGGUGCGCCUAACUUAGAAAAGUUAGGAGUACCACACAAAAAUGUAGGAGCACCAGAAAAAUAUAUUUUUUUAAUUGAUUGAGAUAUUGCCUACAUUGGGCCUAUAGGAAUCCUACUUACUUUUGAAGCAGAUCUUUUUGAAGCAGGUAUCCAUUUUCCUUUCCUUCUGUGCCAUACCCACCAAAUGUUUGCAUAUACUGGUAAAGUUACCAGGUUGUUAGUAGGGCUGCACGAUUUGGGGAAAAAAAUCUAAUUGCGAUUUAUUAUUAUUUUUGAAACCAUAUAUUACGAUUUGACUUGUGAUAUAGAUCAAAACACUGGGGUGAACUGUUUGAAUCAUAUAAAUAUAAUUAUAUGGUUGGUGUUUGGCAUGACAACAGAUGAAAAAGCCAGGUAGGAGUUAUGUCAGGGUAGGAACCAAAGUGUUGGUCAGUGUUUCCCAUGGGACUCUAAUCACAUUUGAAUAGCAUUUAGACAAAGAUUUUAGAAUAGGCUAUCUGAUUCAGAACAUGCCGUUGCACAAACAACAUGCUGAUCUACACCACCACUAGUAGCAACCUGUAUUAGAGCUAACGUUUGCUUUGCCCUAGCUAUUACGUUUAGCUAAAUGGCAUUUAGCUAGCUAGUUAGCGAUUAGCAUUAUUUUCGGCACAUGCCAGCUUCCUUUAACGAACUCGUGUUUUGCAUAGAGCAAGAUACACAAACUAAUAGUAUAAUAGAGAAAACAUUCAUAUUUAGAAGCAAUGUGGAAAGCAGCAUCAUUCUUGUUUUGGAAGAAUGUGUGGAGUCCAUGAAUUGACAGCAUCCAAUUUGUAAGUCGCUCUGGAUAAGAGCGUCUGCUAAAUUACGUAAAUGUAAUGCUGAGAGAAUAAACAGCGUGGACGAACUGUGUGCUGCCUGCUUGAGUGGCGGGGGGCGGUGCUUGGUUUGUGUGGCCUGGGCACUAUAAACAAGCAGCCACGGGAGGCAGCCUGUCUUGUUUGAAUAGCCAUACACCGGGAGUCUCAAACCUACGGCCCCCUGGGCCAGAUGUGGCCUGUGAGCCGAUUUGUAUUUAAUUUUUUAUGCGACCCAUUGUUGUCUUAGUCCCAAAACAAAUUGCCACAUGGUACAUUUUGUAUGAUUUGGUUGUAUUGGGUUUCUGAGGCUUAUAAAUAAGCAAUAAGGCCAGAGAAGGUGUGGUAUCUGGCCAAUAUACCACGGCUAAGGGCUGUUCUUAGGCACGACGCAGUCCAGAGUGCCUGGACACAGCCCUUAGCCGUGGUAUAUUGGCCAUAUAUCACACCUUCUCUGGCCUUGAGGUGCCUUAUUGCUAUUAUAAACUGGUUACCAACAUAAUUAGAGCAGUAAAAAUAAAUGUUUUGUCAUACACAUGGUAUACAGUCUGAUAUACCAUGGAUGUCAGCCAAUCAGCAUUCAGGGCUCGAACCACCCAGUUUGUAAUAAUAAUUUGGUGGGUGCUUAUGUGUCCUAUUUCACACAUGUAAAAGUGUGUAUUACUACGCAUGUGUGAAUUGGAAAAGUUUUUUUAUUUUUUCUUCAUAUUCCAACUCCCCCUGAGACGCCCUCGGAGAGUGGGGUCACGGCCAGGUUCUGCCAUUAUCAACGGCGACCCUGGAGCAAUUAGGGUUAAGUGCCUUGCUCACGAGCACAGCGGCGGAUUUUUCACCUUGUCAGCUCGGGGAUUCGAACUAGCAACCUUUCGGUCACUGGCCCAACACUCAGCUAUCUGCCGCCCCUUGAAAAAUUCACCCACAAUCUGCAAUCAGAAUGUCUGCCAGGGUUAGAAAGUUGAUAUUGACUUUGUGUUGUGCAGGGAUCGUGUGGUGGCUGUGUUCGUGCAGGGCCCAGCCUGGCAGUUCAAGGGUUGGCCUUGGCUGUUGCCUGACGGAUCUCCUGUGGACAUUUUCGCUAAAAGUGAGAUUCCUCCCGUUUCUCUUCACUUGUUUUUAUACACACAGGAGUAGCACUUUUGACAAGGUAAUUGAAUAUAUUUCUUGUUACAGGUAACUACUGAUAAUUACUAUGGUUACCCAGUUAAAGUAACGUGCCACCCAUACGGGUCUUUGGCUCCUAACCUGUUACAGUGGGGGAAAAAAGUAUUUAGUCAGCCACCAAUUGUGCAAGUUCUCCCACUUAAAAAGAUGAGAGAGGCCUGUAAUUUUCAUCAUAGGUACACGUCAACUAUGACAGACAAAAUGAGAAAAAUAAAUCCAGAAAAUCACAUUGUAGGAUUUUUUAUGAAUUUAUUUACAAAUUAUGGUGGAAAAUAAGUAUUUGGUCACCUACAAACAAGCAAGAUUUCUGGCUCUCACAGACCUGUAACUUCUUCUUUAAGAGGCUCCUCUGUCCUCCACUCGUUACCUGUAUUAAUGGCACCUGUUUGAACUUGUUAUCAGUAUAAAAGACACCUGUCCACAACCUCAAACAGUCACACUCCAAACUCCACUAUGGCCAAGACCAAAGAGCUGUCAAAGGACACCAGAAACCAGGCUGGGAAGACUGAAUCUGCAAAGUAAGCAGCUUGGUUUGAAGAAUCAACUGUGGGAGCAAUUAUUAGGAACUUUAAGACUAAACCCUUCUCCUCGACUCUGGGGCUCCACGCAAGAUCUCACCCCGUGGGGUCAAAAUGAUCACAAGAACGGUGAGCAAAAAUCCCAGAACCACACGGGGGGACCUAGUGAAUGACCUGCAGAGAGCUGGGACCAAAGUAACAAAGCCUACCAUCAGUAACACACUACGCCGCCAGGGACUCAAAUCCUGCAGUUCCAGACGUGUCCCCCUGCUUAAGCCAGUACAUUUACAUUUACAUUUUAGUCAUUUAGCAGACGCUCUUAUCCAGAGCGACUUACAGUUAGUGAAUACAUUUUUUUUUUUUUUUUUUUUUUUUUUAUACUGGCCCCCCGUUGGGAAUCGAACCCGCAACCCUGGCGUUGCAAAACGCCAUGCUCUAUCAACUGAGCUACAUCCCUGCACGGCCAUUCCCUCCCCUACCCUGGACGACGCUGGGCCAAUUGUGCGCCGCCCAUGAGUCUCCUGGUCGCGGCCGGCUGCGACAGAGCCUGGAUUCGAACCAGGAUCUCUAGUGACACAGUUAGCACUGCGAUGCAGUGCCUUAGACCACUGCGCCACUCAGUACAUGUCCAGGCCCGUCUGAAGUUUGCUAGAGUGCAUUUGGAUGAUCCAGAAGAGGAUUGGGAGAAUGUCAUAUGGUCAGAUGAAACCAAAAUAGAACUUUUUGGUAAAAACUCAACUCGUCGUGUUUGGAGGACAAAGAAUGCUGAGUUGCAUCCAAAGAACACCAUACCUACUGUGAAGCAUGGGGGUGGAAACAUCAUGCUUUGGGGCUGUUUUUCUGCAAAGGGACCAGGACGACUGAUCCGUGUAAAGGAAAGAAUGAAUGGGGCCAUGUAUCGUGAGAUUUUGAGUGAAAACCUCCUUCCAUCAGCAAGGGCAUUGAAGAUGAAACGUGGCUGGGUCUUUCAGCAUGACAAUGAUCCCAAACACACCGCCUGGGCAACGGAGUGGCUUCGUAAGAAGCAUUUCAAGGUCCUGGAGUGGCCUAGCCAGUCUCCAGAUCUCAACCCCAUAGAAAAUCUUUGGAGGGAGUUGAAAGUCCGUGUUGCCCAGCGACAGCCCCAAAACAUCACUGCUCUAGAGGAGAUCUGCAUGGAGGAAUGGGCCAAAAUACCAGCAACAGUGUAUGAAAACCUUGUGAAGACUUACAGAAAAUGUUUUACCUGUGUCAUUGCCAACAAAGGGUAUAUAACAAAGUAUUGAGAAACUUUUGUUAUUGACCAAAUACUUAUUUUCCACCAUAAUUAGCAAAUAAAUUCAUUAAAAAAAUUUUUUUCUCAUUUUGUCUGUCAUAGUUGACGUGUACCUAUGAUGAAAAUUACAGGCCUCUCUCAUCUUUUUAAGUGGGAGAACUUGCACAAUUGGUGGCUGACUAAAUACUUGUUUUCCCCCCACUGUAUACCUGUUCAAUGAACUGGACUUAGGUUAAUGCAUAUUUGCAAGCUAACCUGUACAACCCAAGUCUCAACUAGUGUUAGUCCUACCUAAUAGACCAUGUGUGGUUGUGGUCGCCCUGCAGUCAGAGCCUUCCAUCUGAAGUAUGACGAGCAGAAGAUGGACCCCAACGUUCAGAAGUGGGACGUGACCGUGCUGGAGCUGAGCCACCACAAGCGCCAUCUGGACCGGCCCAUGUUCCUGAAGUUCUGGGAGACCCUCGACAGGUGUGUUUUUGAAAGCGUGUGUGCUCGUGACGCAAUGGGGUCGAUAUUAAACCCACCUCUCCUCCGUCAUGUAACCUCUCCUCCGUCAUGUAACCUCUCCUCCUUUCCCUCUAUACUGGGCUAUAUUUUCAAUAAAAUGUCUGGGGAAAAAUACUUAAGGAAAAAGAGAGAGAAAACAUGUAAUGUGUAGAUGGUUUAUUGUACAUUUUAGCACUCAUGUACAUGGAGUUAAAUAGCCUAUCUGUAAAUGUUUCUACUUCAUAUUCCCUGGGGUUAGAAACAGUUGGGAUGUACAGUGUAUUUGAAUAAGAUGACGUUGUAGAAUGCAUGAGCUCCUUCUGACCACACAUUCUCUUCCUGUUCCACCUACAGAUACAUGGUAAAACACAAGUCCCACCUGAGGUUCUGA
Coregonus sp. 'balchen' is the source of this 7788-nucleotide messenger RNA. Lineage: Eukaryota; Metazoa; Chordata; Actinopteri; Salmoniformes; Salmonidae. The record is from the annotation of a GenBank genome assembly.